AUGAAUCAAGAUGUGUACGCCGAACUGGAAAAGUACAAAAAGUUAGCGGCGAAUUGGAGGGAAGUGGCGAGAAUGCAAGAAAGAGAGCAUCAGAGAAGGAUGGCUGAGAUGGAUGAACGGUUGAAAAAAGAGCAGGAAGAGAAGGAUAAGCUUCGGAAGAAGCUCAACAAAAUGAACGACAUUUUAAAGACGAAAACGAAACAAGUGAAGAAGGAGAAAGCAAUGAGAAAGGCUGAGAAUGACGACGACUGGGAGGAGUUGCAAUGA
This is a messenger RNA of Caenorhabditis sp. 36 PRJEB53466, 267 nucleotides long. NCBI's taxonomy places the organism in Eukaryota, Metazoa, Nematoda, Chromadorea, Rhabditida, Rhabditidae. The record is from the annotation of a GenBank genome assembly.